GGCUCAUCUACAUGUCAGUCAUUGUUUAGCCCCGCCCCCAGCUGGCUCCAGUCGAGUGACGAAAGCAAGAGCGCAGGUGCACGGGCUGGAAGCUGCGUCCGAUCCGCACCAAAUAAACCUCCUGUUAAGAUGGCCUCAGCAAACGAUGCUCGAUAUGGACAAAAAGAGUCUGCGGAUCAGAACUUUGACUACAUGUUUAAGAUCCUGAUCAUUGGUAACAGCAGUGUCGGCAAAACCAGUUUCCUGUUCCGCUAUGCUGAUGACUCCUUCACUCCCGCUUUCGUCAGCACUGUCGGCAUAGACUUCAAAGUGAAGACCAUCUACCGAAAUGACAAGAGGAUAAAGCUCCAAAUAUGGGACACUGCUGGACAGGAGAGGUACAGGACCAUCACCACAGCAUACUAUCGUGGAGCGAUGGGCUUCAUCCUGAUGUAUGACAUCACCAACGAGGAUUCCUUUAAUGCCGUUCAGGACUGGUCCACACAGAUUAAGACGUAUUCAUGGGACAAUGCUCAAGUACUGCUGGUGGGAAACAAGUGUGACAUGGAAGACGAGAGAGUGGUGGCUUCAGAGAGAGGAAGACAGCUGUCUGAUCAGCUAGGCUUUGAGUAUUUUGAGGCCAGUGCCAAGGACAACAUUAACGUGAAGCAGGCGUUUGAGCGACUGGUGGACAUAAUCUGCGAGAGGAUGUCAGAGAACCCGGAGACGGCGGAUCCGUCCAUCACAGGAAACAGACCGGGCCCUCAGCUCAGUGAGCAGCCGCAGCGCUCCCACAAAGACUGUGCUUGCUAAGAGUCCCUCUCAACCUCUCCUCCGUUCCCAGCAGACUGAACAAUGGACGCUCUAGGAAACAAGGCUUCGGUAAGAGAAGAGCUGAUGGGAUGCAGCUGAGAACCUGUCCUCUCUCUGUCCCUUCUUAUCUCUUCAGCAUUUGAAUAAUUUAAUCUCUUUUAGAUUUCGGGGUCAAAUUAAUUCAGACGUGAAAUUGGGUGAAUUACAUUUUGUUUUGGUACACCGUCUGCUAAAACAAAUGUUGCUAAAAUUCGAGCGUCUCUUAGAUAUGUUUUCAGAUUCGUCCUCAAUACAUUGCCAGAAGAUAUUUUAUUAUUGUCUAAACGGUACAUUUGGGACAAGAUUGUCGUGUGGAAACCAUCGGCAUAAAAGCUCAUCCCAAGAUGGAACGAUUGAAUGAAUCCUAAGCUUGAAUUGUUCAUAAACGCCAUUUCGCUCUUAAUUUUUAAAUGAAAGAGUGAAAAUGAAAUGCGCACUAAUUAAUUUGCUCCCUAUUAUUUUUUAAAUAACAGCAAGUGUAUUUUGUAAGACAUAUAUUAUAUUAUAUAAGCAAAAAUGGUAUAUGUGUUAUAAUAGAUGUAAUUAGAAAAGAUAAAUAUGAUGUGCUUAAUUGCUUCUUGUUUUGUAAUAUAAAGGAAUGAAUGAAUUUAAGUGUGUUUUCAGUUACGUGUUCUGCUUUUCCCCCGGUUCCUACAUACAGGUGGUCUCAAACUCACCAUAAAGAGAGUGUGUGUGCAUGUUAGUAUGCCAUCCUAGUAUAUUGCAGAUGUUUAGUUUUUACAGACUGCCGAUUACUGCUGUUCUACAGGCUAAAAACACAAUAAAAGCUUUAAUUAAAAGACAGGCUAAAUCAAGGAAGAGCAGCUAAUGGGUUUAAAGAAUUAAAAGAUUUCGAAAAGGCUAAUAUUUAAACAAAAUGCAUUGUGAUUAGCUUGAAGUUCUCAUUGAAAACACUAUAUGCUAUAUGCACUAAAUGAUUGACAUAUGUUAAUGCGCACAGUGAUGUUAAUUUUGUUGUAAUUAGGUAUGUUACUGCUCUAUUUAUUGCUUAUUUAUUUCCAUGCGUGUUCUGCGUUGGAUUAAGAGGGCUGCUGCUAUACUUAAAGAACAGGCUUGGACAUCUGAAAUGUCUCGCUUUUUAUAAAUCAGAGUUUUAAAAUCAAAAGGCAAUGAAUGUUUGGAAACAUCAUGUAUGUAGAAGCUCGCGGUGAUUUCUCCCUAUGCAAUUCAGAAGCUUUGUUAUACCAAAUAGUCACUGGAUGUGCAGGGACACUGUUUGUAAGGUAAUUGACUAUUUAUAUCCUUCGUUUAAAACCUUUUUUACAGCCCAACAAAUACCAAACCACCGAGAUUUCCUUUUUUUAUACAGAGAAAUUUGACACAUUAGUAUGCGCUAUAGGCAGAGUGAUCACUGUUAAAGUACAAGCCAAAAAAACAGAGUUUUGGAUUUGAUACUCUUUUUGUAGUUGGCAGUUUGAGUAUUGUUUGUUUUGUAAUUUUUGUAAAAUAGCUCUGUCAUUUUUAAAAGUGAUAUACAUCAUGCUGUGUUUCACCCUGAGAGAUAAUGGUAAGAAAAAAACCACUGUAUUAGCAACCGAUUAUAUUAGCAGGACGAUCGGUGUCAUGAGUUUUACGAGAGUCAAGUGACCACUUGCUUCUGUUUAUUGAAUUCAAUAAAAAGCUACGUUAUAAA
Molecule: messenger RNA, 2485 nt
Organism: Puntigrus tetrazona (Sumatra barb)
Lineage: Eukaryota; Metazoa; Chordata; Actinopteri; Cypriniformes; Cyprinidae
Gene: rab3aa
Product: RAB3A, member RAS oncogene family, a
Exons: 5
Coding region: 130-792 (220 amino acids)
Biological process (GO): protein secretion; regulation of synaptic vesicle fusion to presynaptic active zone membrane; protein localization to plasma membrane
Cellular component (GO): plasma membrane; synaptic vesicle membrane; endosome
Molecular function (GO): GTPase activity; GTP binding
Source: RefSeq, a predicted model, not a curated record